Vollenhovia emeryi is the source of this 913-nucleotide messenger RNA. RefSeq lists its product as uncharacterized. The coding region runs from base 146 to 913 and encodes 255 amino acids. The transcript has 6 exons. Gene Ontology annotation, cellular component: plasma membrane. Gene Ontology annotation, molecular function: olfactory receptor activity; odorant binding. Gene Ontology annotation, biological process: sensory perception of smell; detection of chemical stimulus involved in sensory perception of smell. Lineage: Eukaryota; Metazoa; Arthropoda; Insecta; Hymenoptera; Formicidae. The record is from RefSeq and is a predicted model, not a curated record.
UGCUCAUUACAGUAAAAUUUAUGCUAUUUCUCUGUUCCUAUUCAUCGAUUUGGUAGUAAUCAGUUUAAUCACCAUCCAAUUUCUUCCGAAUAUUCUUGACAUUGUUUUGCCGUUGGACGAGCCACGGCCACGUAAACUUUUUUCUAUGGCAAAAUAUUCUGUUUCUCAGGAUAAAUACUUUUACACUAGACUGUGGCAUGAGCUCGUACUAUUUGCAAUAAAUGCAUCAAUUGUAUUUGCGACAGCGUCACAAUUGUUAGUAUUUUGCUUUCAUAUUUUCGGGAUGUUCAAAAUUGCCAGCAAUCGAAUAGAAUAUUUUAUUGAGGAUAGCGUUUUGCAUGUACCAUAUCCCGAGAAGGAAUACGCAAUUUACAAAAGGGUAAUGAAUGCCGUAAUCAUACACCGUAGAGCUAUGGAAUUUUCCAAUACUUUUAUAUCUACGUUUAAUGUAUCAUAUUGCAUUCUUAUUUUUACUGGAGUGACUUCGCUAAGCAUCAGUUUGUACGGAUUCGUGGAAGCGGCAACAAUAUCAAAGAGUUUGAGCAACAUAGUGCUUACUCUUAUUAUUAUAUUGAGUCAUUUAGUUUAUAUGUUUAUAGCAAAUUAUGUUGGACAAAAGAUUACAGAUUAUUCUAACGAACUUUUCAAUUUAACAUACGGUACAUCAUGGUACUUGAUGCCUGUGUCAUCACAAAAAUUAAUUUUGUUUUUAAUGCAAAAAACCGGCAAAGAAUUCUGUCUAACUGUCGGUUUUAUAUUUACAGCAAAAUUAGAAACUUUCGCCAUGGUAAGAGAUAAGACAAAGCAUAAAAAAAUAUUAGAAUUUUACUGGAAUAUGUACUUUUUUAUUCUUAUCCAGCUUGUGAAUGCCGCGAUGUCCUAUGUUGCUGUGAUGUACGGUCGCGCCAAUUAA